GGCCCAGGAGCAAACCUGGAGGUGAGACCUGAAGAAAGCUGGAACCAUGCUGACCUUAUGCAUUGGAAAAAAGCAGAUUCUAUUCCUGGAAAGCCCAUCAUCAUUGCAGAUGAGGAAGACGGGGGUUCCCAAAUCUGCCGUGUAUGUGGAGACAAGGCCACUGGUUAUCACUUCAAUGUCAUGACAUGUGAAGGAUGCAAGGGCUUUUUCAGGAGGACCAUGAAACGCAACGCCCGGCCGCGGUGCCCCUUCCGGAAGGGCGCCUGCGAGAUCACCCGCAAGACCCGGCGUCAGUGCCAGGCCUGCCGCCUGCGCAAGUGCCUGGAGAGCGGCAUGAAGGAGGAGAUGAUCAUGUCUGACGCCGCCGUGGAGCAGAGACGGGCCUUGAUCAAGAUGAAGAAGAGAGAACGGAUGAGGACGCAGUGGCUGGGAGUGCGGGGGCUGACCGAAGAGCAGCAGAUGAUGAUCAGGGAGCUGAUGGACGCUCAGAUGAAGACCUUUGACACCACCUUCUCCCAUUUCAAGAAUUUCCGGCUGCCGGAUGUGCUUAGCAAUGGCCGUGAGAUUCCAGAGUCUCUGCAGACCUCCUCGGGGGAAGAAGCUGCCAAGUGGAGUCAGAUCAGGGAAGAUCUGUGCACUGUGAAGGUCUCCCUAAAGCUGCGGGGGGAGGAUGGCAGCGUCUGGAACUACAAACCCCCAGCUGACUGUGGCGGGAAAGAGAUCUUUUCCCUGUUGCCCCACAUGGCUGACAUGUCAACCUACAUGUUCAAAGGCAUCAUCAACUUUGCCAAAGUCAUCUCCUAUUUCAGGGACCUGCCCAUCGACGACCAGAUCUCCCUGCUGAAGGGGGCCACCUUUGAGCUGUGCCAACUGAGAUUCAACACCGUGUUCAAUGCGGAGACCGGGACCUGGGAGUGUGGUCGGCUGUCCUACUGCUUGGAAGACCCCGCAGGUGGCUUCCAGCAACUGCUACUGGAGCCCAUGCUGAAAUUCCACUACAUGCUGAAGAAGCUGCAGCUGCACAAGGAGGAAUAUGUGCUGAUGCAGGCCAUCUCCCUCUUCUCCCCAGACCGCCCAGGCGUGGUGCAGCGCAGUGUGGUGGACCAGCUGCAGGAGCAGUUUGCAGUCACCCUGAAGGCCUACAUAGAAUACAAUCGGCCCCAGCCUGCCCACCGGUUCCUGUUCCUGAAGAUCAUGGCUAUGCUCACCGAGCUCCGCAGCAUCAAUGCCCAGCACACCCAGCGGCUACUGCGCAUCCAGGACAUACACCCCUUCGCUACUCCCCUCAUGCAGGAGUUGUUCAGCAUUACGGACGGCUGA
Galeopterus variegatus (Sunda flying lemur) is the source of this 1320-nucleotide messenger RNA. It is a transcript of the gene NR1I2, whose product is annotated as nuclear receptor subfamily 1, group I, member 2. The record is from RefSeq and is a predicted model, not a curated record. Gene Ontology annotation, biological process: cell differentiation; negative regulation of transcription by RNA polymerase II; positive regulation of transcription by RNA polymerase II. Bases 58 to 1320 code for a protein of 420 amino acids. The transcript is spliced from 8 exons. NCBI's taxonomy places the organism in Eukaryota, Metazoa, Chordata, Mammalia, Dermoptera, Cynocephalidae. Gene Ontology annotation, molecular function: zinc ion binding; RNA polymerase II cis-regulatory region sequence-specific DNA binding; nuclear receptor activity.